ACUACUUUGAAGAAGCUAGCAGUAUCACCAAAAUGGAAAAACUAUGGAUUGCGGAUAUUUGGUUACUUGCAUCCAUAUAAGGAUGGUGUGUUUCAAUUUGCGAUUGGGGCUGAUGACAAUGCUGAGUUUUGGCUAAGCCAAGGGAAAAACAUCUCAGAGCUUCAACUGAUGGCCAGUGUAGGCAAGACUGGAAAAGAGUGGACAGCACCAGGUGAAUUUGGGAAAUUUAGAAGCCAAAAGUCAAGACUCGUGAAAUUGUCAGCUGCAAACAAAUAUUACUUUGAAAUUCUACACAAACAAAAUGACAAAGGAACAGAUCAUGUGGAAAUUGCAUGGAGAUUGGAUAAUCCUGAAGCCAAGUUUACUAUUAUUGAUUCUGAAUUCCUCUCCCUUUAUGUCGAUGAAACUCUUCUCAAAAUGGAUGAAGUUGCUCAUAUCCCACAGACACCAGCCACUCGGGCAAACCAGAUGCUGUCUAGUCAGGAUGCUAUAGAACAUCCAGCUGACAUGCUGAAAGCUGACCCCCGGGACACAAUUUAUGCAUUGCCUCUCUUAAGGAAAAACCAUAUCCGCAGGAUGAUGCCAGAAUGUCAGUACAAACCAAGUUAUGUGGUCAAUGGAUUCAAACUACAGCGCUACCAGGGUCUUAAUUUUGUUCGAUUGUCCUUUGUGUAUCCCAAUGACUACACCCGGUUGACCCACAUGGAUUCACUUAACAAAUGCAUCUACCAGGAAAGUGACUUGUAUCUGAACAGGUUUGGAUUUUCCAAGUACAUGCAAAUGGAUCCACCGGAAGAUGGAUUAAAAACACCAGCUUAUGAAGAGGACAAUUUUGAUGAUGCUCAGUAUGCAGAUCCUGAAGCAGCCGAGAUAAAGCCAGCAAAAGACCAUGUUGCAGCUGUUCAAUAUGACAAUGUUUAUGCUGACCCAGCUCAGAAACGUCGGAAUAUCUUGUCAGUUAUCCAAAAAAGGCAGAAGAAAGAUGAGAACAGAUAUAAAACCAAAGCAGAAAGUUAUUCUACAGCAAGGACCUCACAUUUGAUAUUCAGUGAAAACUUUCAAAACCUUCAAGACGGGAAUGCCCAUAAAUCGACAACCAAAAGGAAAGAAGGAGGCAAGGAUUUGCAGACUGGCAAAAGACCCAAGAUGACUAAGGAACGUGGAAAUUCAACAAGAGAAGUCAGUCAAGCUCAGUUAGGCUUUAAUGCAACCAGAAACAAAAAAGCCUUAUUGGAUACCAUCAAAACCGGAAGGGACCCCCCAAAAGUUGAAGAAGAAACUGGCAAGACAACCCUCCGAGAACAGCCUAUCCAUGAGGAACAAUGGCUUAAUCAAAUAGAUUCAUACAUAGCCCAACAUAAAGCCGCAGAUGCCGCUAAUGUCGUUUUUGGUAGGAGGGAUCUGGAUUCCAAGCAGCAAGUCAGGACUGAUUCCUCCCACCCAGCAACACGAAAGGAAGAAGCUGUUACAAUAGUGGAAGAAGAAAAUGAAGACGAAGAAGAAGCAGAAGAAAAUGAAGAUGAUUUAUUUGCUGCCCCUCCUCUUUUCUAUGACCCAAUAGUGAAUUGGAAGCAGACUUUCAAGGCAAGCAAUGUAGACUUCCAAGCUUUACGGUCAGACUGGAUUGAUUUGAAGUGUAACACUUCAGGGAACCUGCUCUUAAAAGAGAAGGAAGCCUUCAUGGUUGUUCAAGUGUUCCUUAAAAAACUGAAGCAGAAAACCAAAGGGCGGUUCCAAUUGGAGCGCAUUGUGAAUGUGGAGAAGCGUCAAGACUACUUACGGGGCAGCCGCUACUUUCUGGAGCUGGAACUGUUGGAGCAGGGAAAGCGCCGAGUCCGUUUCUCAGAAUAUGUCUAUGCACGUGGCUGGCAUGGAAACAGCAACGGAGAGGAGGAAGCUAAUAUGAAGGAGCUGGCAUGGGGCCACCGACGUCGCCUGCUGACCAGCACGGAGGAGCCUGUUCUCUGCUGGCCAUUAAGCUUCUUAUGGAAUCACCGUGCAGUUGUCCACUUUAUAGUGCCUGUGAAAAAUCAGGCCCGUUGGGUGAAGCAGUUCAUUUUUGACAUGGAAGAGCUAUUUAGGAUUACCAAGGACCCCUAUUUCAAUGUCAUCAUUGUAGACUACAGCAGUGAUGACAUGGAUAUAGAAAAAACUCUGAAACGGUCCACCUUGCAUAGCUACCAAUACUUGCGAUUGACUGGGAAUUUUGAGAGGUCUAAAGGUCUACAGGCUGGCAUAGACAAAGUCAGGGAUUCUCACAGCAUCAUUUUUCUUUGUGAUCUGCACAUCCAUUUCCCAGCAGGGUUCAUUGACUCUGUUCGGAAGCACUGCGUGGAAGGGAAAAUGGCCUUUGCACCCAUAGUUAUGAGGCUGAAGUGUGGUGCGACUCCACAACAUCCAGAUGGCUACUGGGAAGUUAAUGGUUUUGGUCUCCUGGGCAUAUAUAAAUCUGAUUUGCUUCGUAUCGGUGGAAUGAAUACCCAAGAAUUCCGUGACAAAUGGGGAGGAGAAGACUGGGAACUCUUGGACAGGAUAUUUCAGGCAGGCCUGGAGGUAGAGAGACUUUAUAUCAGGAAUUUCUUCCACCACUAUCACUCCAGGAGGGGCAUGUGGAAUCGACGUGUUUUGCAGAUCUGACACACCAUCUUUCCACUUCUGAAUCCCAUUUUGCGUUUUCUCUGGACACAUCACUAAGAAGACACCCGUUCUCUUUUCCACAGUGAUCACAGCAUAAAUUCUGAUGCUCAAGCAAAAAAAAAAAAAAAGACAAAAUGGAGAGUUUUCAUUUAACCACUGGAAAGAACUGACAAGAGAACGAUCCCGUUUCCACAAUCUUCUGUCCAAAUAGUUGAUUUUCAGAGGGCGAAAAACUUUCUCACCAGCAUAUCACAGUCUUUACUCGCUGAAGAAUCUCUUUAUGGUGCCUUCUUUGUAUGGAUUUUUUUAAAAAAAACAAACAAACCAGAACGCUUUCAAUUCAUUCUUAGCAAAAAUUUUAAAAAGCAAUGGAUUAUUAAAUGGAUUAAUACAGACUUCCAUGAUGUCUAAAAUCCUGAAGGAUCUCCAAUGUUUGAAGGACAAAUAGUCUUAUCACCAAAAAACAAAAUAAUAUUGUGAAAGACUCCAAACAGAAAGGUGCCAGAACUGAAAUGCUUUACAUAGUAUGCUACAAGAGGAUUAUACCCUCAUUAGAUUUAUUUGUAAGGGCGAUGCUCUUUUUUUGAGGUACAGUGAAAGAAACACCGGCUUUAGAAAAAUGGAUAUAUUUUUCUUCGGUGACUAUCUACUGCUUCUUUCUCUCAAUCAAUGGGAUAUUUGGUGGACUGAUAGUCAAACUGCAUCUGAAAUCUUGCUAGGAUCUGAAUUGUUUUUGGCAGACACUCUUGUCAAUCGUGAUAAUCAUAGGAAUGAUACUGCAAAUAGGAAUAUGACCAUGGAACUGCCUGCUCUUUCUUGAAUUCUCUCUGUUAACACUUGGGAAAUUGACUGACAUUUCAGUCGCAGACAUCGAUACCAAGAAGCUUCAACAGCUUUCAAUAUACUUUUUUUAAUUUAUUGUGCAUCCUUACUAUUUUUAGUUGGUUUCCAUUUUUUAUUUUAAUGUAUUAUAAAACAUUCUAAGAGAAAAAAUGUUGAAGGGCAAGAUAUUAUUGUUUAUAAAAUUAUUUAAUAAGUUAUACUUUGGGAUUGGGUUUUCAAACAGAAAAAUAGUUUGCAUGCAUCUAAGAAAA
Messenger RNA from Crotalus tigris (Tiger rattlesnake), 3731 nucleotides. It is a transcript of the gene B4GALNT3, whose product is annotated as beta-1,4-N-acetyl-galactosaminyltransferase 3. Gene Ontology annotation, molecular function: acetylgalactosaminyltransferase activity. The coding region runs from base 169 to 2637 and encodes 822 amino acids. The record is from RefSeq and is a predicted model, not a curated record. NCBI's taxonomy places the organism in Eukaryota, Metazoa, Chordata, Lepidosauria, Squamata, Viperidae. The transcript is spliced from 17 exons. Gene Ontology annotation, cellular component: Golgi cisterna membrane.